ACAACAAAUUAAAGCAAUUAGCUCUAGCUACCUAGCUAGGUCUCACAGGCCAGAUGAGUUCAACAUCUCCUUCUUCAAAGCUGGACGUAAAUCUUUCCCUGACGUUGCCAGCGUCGUCAGCUGGGCCAGGCCCCGUUGAAGCCUUGAAGCCGGAAGAAAGAGGCAUACAUCUCAUUCAACUACUCUUGACGUGUGCUAAUCAUACCUCGUCCGGCAACCUCCACCAUGCCGACGCAUGUCUCCGCCAGAUAUCGCUGCUCGCCUCGGUUUCCGGUGAUCCCAUGCAGCGGCUGGCGGCCCGGUUCGCUUAUGCCCUAGCAACUCGUCUCGUCAAGCGCUGGCCUGGCCUUUAUAAGGCCUUGAGCCAUAUUCAACGAUCUAAAAGUACUGAAGGGGACAGAGCCUGUGCAUUCUUCUCACAGGCCUUCCCUUACCUCGGUUUUGCCUAUGCCAUCAUAGCCCGGACCUUGGUCCAAGCCAUGUCAGAGGAGCGUGUGAUUCAUAUUGUGGAUUUGGGCUCGGGUGACCCCAAAUUAUGGGUCCCAUUUAUGCGGAGCUUCGCACUUAUGGACCAUGGUCCUCCUUACCUGAGAAUCACUUGUGUAAACAGCAACAAAGUAGUUCUACAGAACUUGGGGACAAGGCUUGUAAAAGAGGCAGAAAGCCUAGGCAUGCCUUUCCAAUUCAACCCUCUAAAUGUCAGCCUAAGAGACCUGACCACAGACAUGCUUAAGAUAAGGUCGGGAGAAGCAUUGGCAAUGGUCUCAAUUCUAAGUCUUCAUGUCUUGUUGGCAGAGGAUGAUCGAGUAGAUGCCCAUUUUGGGUUUGGGGGUAGCAAAGGCAAUGGAAUGAAGGAUUGCAAGCAAAUGGCAGAAUUCCUAGCAAUGGUUCGGUCAAUGUCACCAAAAGUGUUUCUAUUAGUUGAACAAGAAGCUGACCAUAAUCUAAACCGUUUAGUGGACAGGUUUGUGGAGGGAUUGCACUACUACAGUGCCAUCUUUGAUUCUCUGGAUGUGAAUUAUGGGUCUGUUUCCAGCGAGGAGAGACUUGCAGCAGAGGAGAUGUUUGGAAGAGAGAUUGAAGAGAUUGUGGCGUGUGAGGGCAUGGAAAGGGAGGAAAGGCAUGAGAGAUACGCGAGGUGGAUGGUUAGGUUCGGUCGAGCUGGGUUGAAGCCGGUGCGGCUGUGGAGUGAUAAGAUGGUGGACGCAAAGCAGAUGGUAGAGGCCUAUGGCAGGGAUGGUUAUAAGAUUAUGAAAGAUAAAGCCUGCAUGAUGAUUUGUUGGCAUGAACAGCCUCUUUUUGCAGUGUCCGCAUGGACUUGUUAGCUA
Molecule: messenger RNA, 1328 nt
Organism: Juglans regia (Persian walnut)
Lineage: Eukaryota; Viridiplantae; Streptophyta; Magnoliopsida; Fagales; Juglandaceae
Product: scarecrow-like protein 3
Exons: 1
Coding region: 54-1325 (423 amino acids)
Biological process (GO): regulation of DNA-templated transcription
Cellular component (GO): nucleus
Molecular function (GO): sequence-specific DNA binding; DNA-binding transcription factor activity
Source: RefSeq, a predicted model, not a curated record